Molecule: messenger RNA, 1074 nt
Organism: Vidua chalybeata
Lineage: Eukaryota; Metazoa; Chordata; Aves; Passeriformes; Viduidae
Exons: 8
Coding region: 1-915 (304 amino acids)
Source: RefSeq, a predicted model, not a curated record
AUGCAGAGUGUGUCUCACACUUGCACUGCUCAGCUCAGGGUCAUCUGCCAGUGUGCUGAGGAUGCCCUCGACCCCACUGUCUGUGUCGUUGACGGAGACAUUGAAAGCACUGGUCCCAUGUCACAAUGGAGGUGUGGGUGGGGCCACCACCCCACACCACAUCCACGUCCCUGUUCCACUUCUCUCCGGGGUUGUGAAGCUCCAGCUGCCUCACCAAGCUUGGGGGCACCAGGAACUGUUCAGCUGGAGACCCAGCCCUGCCAGCCCAAGACUUGGGAGAGGCCAAGGCCAACACCAGAGGAACCUUCCCGUGUCCCCACUGCCCCGUCCUGCCUGUGGCCAUGCUGGGGAUGGAAGGGAGGGCUCAGAGCAGGGACCAGGCUCUGCUGCAGGAGGCCCAGCGAUGGACAAGGGGAACGGGCAGGAACUGAUGCCCAGAAGUUCCAGCUGAAUGUGGCAGAACUCCUUUGCUGUGCAGUGAUCGAGCCCGGAGCAGGUGGUCCAGAGAGGGGCUGGAGUCUCCCUCUCUGGGGAUAUUGCAGACCCAUCCAGACACAGUCCUGUACCAUGUGCUCUGGGAUGGCCCUGCAGGAGCAGGAAGGCACAGAACUGCAGCACAGGACACCUCCAAGGCACUGGUGUUUGCAGCGUCAGGAGAUGACAGGCUUCAGUCAUCAAUUCAUUUCCUGUGUCAAACCACUCCACAUGGCCUCACGCAGGGAUUUACCCAGGGACAUCCCUUCUGGGCAGGAUGAAGGGGACAAGCCCAUCAAUCUGUCCCCUCCAAACUGCAGGUUGAACUCUCAUCCCCUAGCGCUGGGGAGGUCCCACCUCAAGUACUGUGGUUGUUUUGGGCCCCUCACUACAAGACAGAGCUCGAGGCACUGGAGGGCUGUGGAAAAUUGCCCAUCCUGAUGUGUGGGCACAGAGCUGCUGUGAGGUGAGGGAGAACUGAUGCAGCUGUUCCAAGGCAUCUCUGAGGUGGGAUAACUCAGGCUCUUGGGUUAAUACAUCCCUUGGAAUGGAUGAAAGGACACUGAAUGAUUGGUGUUUAAACACAUACAUACAUACAUA